Molecule: messenger RNA, 3684 nt
Organism: Myotis brandtii (Brandt's bat)
Lineage: Eukaryota; Metazoa; Chordata; Mammalia; Chiroptera; Vespertilionidae
Gene: CWC27
Product: CWC27 spliceosome-associated protein homolog
Exons: 14
Coding region: 220-1641 (473 amino acids)
Biological process (GO): protein folding; protein peptidyl-prolyl isomerization
Cellular component (GO): catalytic step 2 spliceosome
Molecular function (GO): peptidyl-prolyl cis-trans isomerase activity
Source: RefSeq, a predicted model, not a curated record
GGGAUUAGCGGUGCUCGAAUCCCGGAGCAACAUGGCGGCGUCUGUGAGAGGCUAGCUAUAGGCAAAGAUAGUGUUGGGUGUCGUUUUCUCUGGGGAUAUUGACGGACUGGAGCUUUCCGCGACCGAACGACGAAAGGAAGUGUGAUAAGUGGGUAACUUGAGCUACCGGCCGCCCGCGCUCCUCUUCAAUUAGGAGCCGAGUCCUGGGCACUGACCAGCAUGAGCAAUAUCUACAUUCAGGAGCCUCCCACGAACGGGAAGGUUUUAUUGAAAACUACAGCUGGAGAUAUCGAUAUAGAGUUGUGGUCAAAAGAAGCACCUAAAGCUUGCAGAAAUUUCAUUCAGCUUUGUUUGGAAGCAUAUUAUGACAAGACCAUUUUUCAUAGAGUUGUACCUGGUUUUAUAGUCCAAGGAGGAGAUCCUACUGGCACAGGAACUGGUGGAGAGUCUAUCUAUGGAGCCCCAUUCAAGGAUGAAUUCCACUCACGAUUGCGUUUUAAUCGGCGAGGACUGGUUGCCAUGGCAAAUGCUGGUCCUCAUGAUAAUGGCAGCCAGUUUUUUUUUACACUGGGUCGAGCAGAUGAACUUAACAAUAAGCACACCAUCUUUGGAAAGAUUACAGGGGAUACAAUAUAUAACAUGCUGCGACUGGCAGAAGUAGACACUGAUAAUGAAGAAAGACCACUUAAUCCACACAGAAUAAAAAGUUGUGAGGUUUUGUUUAAUCCUUUUGAUGACAUCAUUCCAAGGGAAAUAAAAAAGCUGAAAAAAGAGAAACCAGAGGAGAAAGUAAAGACAUUGAAACCCAAAGGCACAAAAAAUUUUAGUUUGCUUUCAUUUGGGGAGGAAGCUGAGGAAGAAGAGGAGGAAGUAAAUCGAGUUAGUCAGAGCAUGAAGGGGAAAAGCAAAAGUAGUCACGACUUGCUUAAGGAUGAUCCACACCUCAGUUCUGUUCCAGUUGUUGAGAGUGAAAAGGGUGAUGCAGCAGGAGAUUUAGAUGAUGAUGAAGAAUUUGAGGGUGCAGAGAAUGAUGAAAACAUUGAUGGUGAUGAGAAGAACCUGAUGAGAGAAAGAAUUGCAAAAAAGUUAAAAAAGGACCCAAGUGCAAGUGUUAAAUCAGCUGGAGAGGGAGAAGGGGAGAAGAAAUCAGUUAGCCGCAGUGAAGAGCUCAGAAAAGAAGCAAGACAAUUAAAGCGGGAACUCUUAGCAGCAAAACAAAAAAAAGUAGAAAAUGCAACAAAACAAGCAGAAAAAUCAAGUGAAGAGGAAGAGGCUGCUCUAGGUGGUGCUGUUGCAGAAUACAGAAGAGAAAAGCAAAAGUAUGAAGCUCUGAGGAAGCAGCAACCCAAGAAGGGAACUUCCCGGGAAGACCAGACCCUUGCGCUGCUAAACCAGUUUAAAUCUAAACUCACGCAAGCAAUUGCUGAAACUCCUGAAGACAACGUUUCUGAAAUGGAAGUAGAAGAUGAUGAAGGAUGGAUGUCACAUGUACUUCAGUUUGAGGAUAAAAGCAGAAAAGUGAAAGAUGCGAGCAUGCAGGACUCAGACACGUUUGAAAUCUAUGAUCCCCGGAAUCCAGUGAAUAAAAGAAGAAGGGAAGAAAGCAAAAAGCUGAUGAGAGAGAAAAAGGAAAGAAGAUAGAAGGAGAGGACUGACACCCAGAACAAGUGGAAGUGUACCUGCAGUGCAUGGCCUCAUGACAGCCAUUGCUCCCAGCAGCAUCACUUAGGCAUGGGAAGAAGUCUGGUUUUGAAAACCAGGGUCUUGUUAUGUAAAUUGUGGACUGACACAAACACAUGCUCUUGGUUACUGGAACACACUUUUAUUCUGCAUUGACCUUUUAUAUUGUUAAAUGUGAAAUAAAAUCACUUUCCUUCCAGUUUUCAUGUUAACCAUGUGCAGACCAUGCAAGCCUACUUGUGCUUUUUUACCCUAAAAUAUGUGAAGGCUUCAUUUUUUAGAUUUUUUCUAAGAAAUUCCUGCAAAAAGAAUAUUUGAGGAAAACCUCUUUGGCAUUCUGUCAUCAGAAUACUAACUUUGGAAUAUAAUAAAAUAUAUAUAUAAUAUAAAGAUUGAUUUUUUUUUAUAUAAAUAUCUCAAAAUAGCCAAAUCAACAGGACUCAGUAGCCCGUACCUUAAAUUGUGAGGAACGCCCACGUGAAUACUCACACCUGCAUCUAGGCUAAUGCCUGGCUUCUAUUGAUGCAGCUGAGACACCGGCUACUGUCAGCCCAGCUCAUGGCACACCCUCGCCUGACCCCAGGCCGCCUGACCCGGGCCACCUGCCCACUCGCCCUUCUCACACAGCAGCCGCAGGAGACAUGCAGGGGCCCCAUUCUUGCAGAGCAGCUCAUUGAGAAUUUAGCCUUUGAUGGCAAUCACUUCUCAUGGGUUAUUUACUACAUAUUAUCUAUAUUUAGUCAGGUUUUCAUUCCUAGAAUCGGAAUGCUAAAAUUAUACCACAGACUAACUUUCAGUUACCUCAUAAAACCUCACCAGCAACAUCUUUUCAGAUAGUGUCUCAUCGGCUCUCUCUCUCAAAAUGUCAUCCAAUAGGCUUUUUCUAAGAACACUAGUUCUCAAAAUACAGUCCCAGACAUUACACUACAGCAACGUCACAUGGGAACAUGUUAGAAACGCAGAGUCUUGCUGCACUACCCUUCCCCCGCCACCCACCCCUCUUCCAGAGGAAUGAAGCCGAAACUUUGAACCCAGAGGGCUUGUUAAAGAGAAUCACUGCAGGUGAUUCAAUCCUUGGAAUUGGCAGUACCUACUAACGUUAAAGAUGUGCCUACCCGUGAUUCAAAAAUUCUAAUCCUAGGUCUGUGCCUUAAAGAAAUUCUCACGCGUUGCUCAAGGAGACCCCUACUGAGUAUACACUGAAGCAUCAACCAAAGAAUUGCUAAAUGAGUUGUUGUAUAUCCAUAUUAUCAAAUACUUUGUAGUGGUGAAGAUCAGUAAACCAGAGCUACAUGUAUUACCUUAUCUUAAACAUAAUAUGAAAAAAGGAGACCAUCUGUAUAAAAAUUUAAAACACACAACCUACCAUUAUAUAUUAUUUAUGGAUAUACACAUGUGUAGCAAAAAUAUAAACCAGGUAUGGAAAUAGUGAUUACCUCUGAGGAGGCAGAAGGAAUAUACAGGGAGCCUUGCUUGUGUUUGUAGUGUUUUAUUUAUUAAGGUAGAGGGUGGGUACUCAAUCCUCAUUAUAGUAUUCUCUAUACAUGUUGGUAUGCCUGAAAUAUUUCAUUUUUUUUUCUUUUUGAUAUCUACAACCUGAGGCGAGAAGACAGGACUCCCAGUACUAACAAGAACCCUUUGUUCUCUUCAGGAAGCAGAAAGUUUCAAAGAGGAGGAGAGGGUCAGGGGAGUAGGACAUGCCAGCCCCCUCAAUGUGGGGUGAUUAAUCUCACAGCCACCAAACAGUAAGCCAGUGUUUAGAAGUGUGUCCUGUCUUCUCAUCACAAAGUUGUAACCUUGGUUAUCACAGGUAUUCACAAAGCAAAAUUUUGUUUUCCAAACUUACUGAGUCUCUGUCAGUCAUUGUGAAAUGUAUUACCGCUUGAUUUGUACCUACAAGUUUCCGUACCUAUAAGUUUCCGUGUCAUUCUUCCUCAUGUGUCCACCACCGUAACCAGUGUGGGAUUGUCCCAAGAAUAGAUAAAUUAAACCCUCAGGUUGGUU